AUGGGCUCGCCAGCCCUUAACGCGUCAAACAGAAGAAGGAAGCUAUGGAGUGAAACUGAGUUUAGUUUCCCGUGUGUUCGUUCAGAUGGAGCAAAUCGGUUAAACAGCUGCCACCAUGCCGGGGACGACAACACCCACAGCACUGGGCGACUGAGAUUCCCUGUUUCCAGCACUGGGCGACUGAGAUUCCCUGUUUCCAACACUGGGCGACUGAGAUUCCCUGUUUCCAACACUGGGCGACUGAGAUUCCCUGUUUCCAACACUGGGCGACUGAGAUUCCCUGUUUCCAGCACUGGGCGACUGAGAUUCCCUGUUUCCAACACUGGGCGACUGAGAUUCCCUGUUUCCAACACUGGGCGACUGAGAUUCCCUGUUUCCAGCACUGGGCGACUGAGAUUCCCUGUUUCCAGCACUGGGCGACUGAGAUUCCCUGUUUCCAGCACUGGGCGACUGAGAUUCCCUGUUUCCAACAUCCCAUCUUUUUACUUGAAAGACGUUCCUGAAACAUUCUCAUUUGUGGUACCUGACACGGUCGAGGGAUGUGAACCUGAACAUAAAGAGCAAACGGUGACCUGUGAACCUGAACAUAAAGAGCAAACGGUGACCUGUGAACCUGAACAUAAAGAGCAAACGGUGACCUGUGAACCUGAACAUAAAGAGCAAACGGUGACAGAGUUGGACAUGGUGGCGAAAGAGAGGAAGAAAUGUAAGAAGCAAAUGGAGGUACCAGAUCCUGAGGAACGAACUGAAGAGAGAACUAAGAAAAAGUCAAACACUCUUCACACACAACGUGUGGGAGACGAUGGAGUGACUGUUGCCGCGGAGGGGAUGAGUAGCUGGAAGAAAAAGAGAACCUGUUAUGACAGAGAGACAGAAGAGGGGAUGGACAGUGGCCUCUCAGCGUCUGCAGUAGAUGUCUCAGAUGUAAGGGUGCCCGUAGAGGCCAUAAAGAGUAAGAAGAAGCUCAAGAACAGACAAACGAAGCUUGAAGAGGGAGCGGAAAGUCUUGAGACAGUUUUAAGAUUAGCAGAUGAUCCUGAAGCAGUUGAGGGAGGGGAAAAUGUGGUAACGAAGGUACAGAAUAACGAAAAAGAGAACAGGAAAGGAAAGAAGGGAAAAGUUGGAGAGAUUCAACUGAGCGUUUGUCCAGAUAAAACCGAGCUCCCAGGUAUUCCAGAACAAACACGGAGAAAAUGGAAAACAUCAACGAGGCUGAAAACACAACCGGAAGGAGGGGCUGAAGAGGACAGCAGGAGAACCAAGAGACACUGCUGCAGAGAGUCCGACACGGGAACGGACAGUGUUCCCUCGAAGUCACAUAACAGGACUCCUGAUGCUGGACCAGAAUCUGAGACCGGGCAAGAUGGCCUCCAUACAACCAUGGUUGAGACAAGCACCCAACACCGCAGACGCAUUCAAAACGAUAAAGUUCUAAGUGGAAACGAAAGGAGGGCUAUGAUUGAGCUCAAAGAGUUUGUUCCCAAUAUUGCGUCUCGGCCUGUUAAUAAGAUCAGAGCGAUGAUCAAGUAUGAUCUUGAUCGAUUCAAGGAAUUCCGAAGCCAAGGCAUUUCCCUGCGAACUGGACGAUACAGCGCACAAGAGAACAGACAACUCAUGAGUAACAUAAACGACUUCCUGGCUCUCACAGGGAUUGAGAAUGCCGCUAAACUCUUCCAUACGAAGCGCUUCAGAGACGAACUGUCUUUUAUCCAGAGGCUGAAGAGUCAUCACAGAUUCCCUGAGAGAAUAGGUGAAGGAAUCCCGAGGCCUUGGCAUAAGAUCUAUACUCGUGGUGGGAGGAAGAUGUUUGAUGGCGCCAGUUACAAGGGCCGACGAAGGUUCAGCGAAGAUGAACUUUACUCUUUGAAAAAACUGCAGACGUUGCACGGCAACAAUUGGGUGAAGAUCUCACAGUUGACUGGCCGGAGUGAAACGCCCCUUAGGAAACGGUUUUCUCAGAUUUUCGCAAACUUAGGUUCUUGGGGCGAGGAAGAACUGAAGAGACUAAUGGAAGCUGUGCGAGACCACCUGCUGGGACAGGUGGAGCCUGGCAGAGGGCAUGCCACCGUCAGGAAAGACCAGCUGUACAACAACAUCCCCUGGACAGUCGUAUGCCGGAGGGUUAAGACACGCCACCGGGACCAGUGCCGAAUGAAAUGGUUGGGUGUUAUGGCAUACAAAAUGGCACAUGGACAACCAGCAUUCAGUGGAGGUGUGAAAACCUUAAAGGCUAAAGUGGAUUUGAUCAAAGCGUUGAACGCAAUGCAGGUGGAAGAUGUCUCAGAUGUUGACUGGGAAGAAAUCGCUCACACAAUUGGGGGAGUUACUCCUUGCUACGUACAGAUGCACUACCACAAGCUAAAAGUAGCCAAAGUGCCGUCGUGGCAGAGCAUGUCUUUCUGUGAGACCAUCGAUUUCCUGUACAGUAGUGUUCUGCCCAAGUUUGAAGAGCUCCUCCGACACAGUCAGACCAAGUCAGGGGAGACCGAGUCCAGAGACGAUCCACAAGAGCACUUCCUGCUGUCAGAGAUCUUUGAAGAUGAGGACGACGGACAUUAUUACACCGAGGUUCAGAACGGUUGAUUAUUCAUCUUUUUUUAUCUCUGCGAGCUUUAUAUUUUGGAUGUACUUUAAAGGCAGCUUUUGAAAAGAGUAGUUUGGAUGUAGAUGGUGAAAAUCAAUUGGACGAUACUGAAAAUGCUGGUCAGGAGUUUUCCUUUUUCUGACAUUCACCGAUAAAGAUGGAUGCUUUGUUAACAUUAGACAUGAUAACAUCCCCAGGGGGCUGAUCAUUUGGAGCCUGGUCUGCUGUAGUGUGCAGCCACCCCUUAUUGCUGGAUCAGUAGCCCACAUUGUUUAUGUAACAUUGUUAUCAGGAAGUAUUGCAAAAGCAUGGAAAUCUGUAGUAGUAUGAUGUAGACAUCUCCAUUAGGGUGGGGAUACAAAUGAUCUGGACAACUUUUCAAAACAAACUUGUUUCACUAAGAUUCUUGAAUCCUUGAUUAAUGUACAACUUUGUUCCUUUUUUAUCUGACAAUUAUAUUCUUAAUAUAAACCAAUUAGGGUUUUAUGCCUGGGCAUGGUACUACCACAGCAACCAUGCUAGUUGUUAAUGAUCUUGUCAAUGGCUUGGAUGCUAAAAAGAUCUGUGCUGCCUUGUUUAUUGACCUGUCAAAGAUGUUCAACACUUGAUCAUUCUGUUUUACUGAAGAAAUUAUCAAGAGUCGGCCUGGGGUAUACAGCCUGUUUAUGGUUUCAGAAUUGUGUUCGUGACAGAACUCAGAUAGACGGGGUUAAAUCUGAAUUUCCUGAGAUUCAAAAAGGUGUUCCUCAGGGUUCUACUUUGGGUCCAUUAUUGUUCACUUUGUAUAUUAAAGACAUAGGAAACAGUGUUCAUACUUGUAACAUUCAUCUCUAUGCAGAUGACACCGUGUUGUGUUCCUGUGCCACCUCAGUGCAGCAGGCCGUUCGUGAACUUCAGCAUGACUUUGAUCCAGUUCUGAAAUCACUUACAGAUGUUAAAUUUGUGUUAAAUACAAGUUUAAAACCAAGCUCAUGCUGUUCUCUAGGUCACAAAGGACCUGCAUAUUUGCUAUAUAAAUGGAGCCUAAAUUAAGCUAGUUUCUCAAUAAGUACCUGGGUGUCUGGAUUGAUGACACGUUGUCCUUCCUAACAGAUAUAGAAAAUUUGACUUAGAAUCUAAGAUCCAAGAUUGUUUUUUAUUUUAUAUAUCAAUAUAAAUCACGCCUUAGUAUUAAAAACAGGAGAAAGAUUGUUCAAACCAACGCUUCUCCCUGUAUUGGAUUUCGGUGAUAUUUUUUUUACAUACAACGUCUGUUUUAAAAUCCAAGGAUGCUGUCAUUCAGCAACACGUUUUAUCACAGGGGACCAUUUUAGGACUCAUCAUUGUAGUCUGUAUAAAAUGUGGGAUGGACCUCUGUCUGUAAGAAGAGAGUAUUCUCAUUUAUUUAUAAAGAAAUCUGACAAACUCUAUAUGUAACUUCAUUAAGUUAAGCGUCAACCAUUCCUGUGGCAACUUGUAACACUGGAGAUCCCUUCAGUUGCCACAGAUUUGGGGGAAAAACAGCUUUGUUUUAUUUGCCCCUAAUUUGUGUAGCGUUUUGCAGAGUUCACUGCAGUUAGAUGUUCUGGUGCCACUCAGGCAGUUUACAUCAUUGAUUUAGGACCACUCUGUAGUUGAAUGGGCUUGCUUUUAUUUUUUGUGUGUUGAAUUAUAUUUUAUACAUGUAUGUUUUAGUAUGCUUUUUUUAUUGUAAUGUGUACAGGGCACUCUUGUAUUUUUUUUAUAUAUAUUUUUUAUCUCAAUCUGUUCUGAAGGUUAAAUAAAAAUACUGUGUUUAU
Oncorhynchus masou masou (cherry salmon) is the source of this 4362-nucleotide messenger RNA. Its product is annotated as transcription termination factor 1-like. The record is from RefSeq and is a predicted model, not a curated record. Gene Ontology annotation, cellular component: nucleolus. The transcript is spliced from 12 exons. Lineage: Eukaryota; Metazoa; Chordata; Actinopteri; Salmoniformes; Salmonidae. Gene Ontology annotation, molecular function: chromatin binding. Gene Ontology annotation, biological process: termination of RNA polymerase I transcription. Bases 1 to 2583 code for a protein of 860 amino acids.